Molecule: messenger RNA, 1401 nt
Organism: Topomyia yanbarensis
Lineage: Eukaryota; Metazoa; Arthropoda; Insecta; Diptera; Culicidae
Exons: 4
Coding region: 274-900 (208 amino acids)
Biological process (GO): removal of superoxide radicals
Molecular function (GO): copper ion binding; superoxide dismutase activity
Source: RefSeq, a predicted model, not a curated record
ACGCAUUUUUCGCGCGUCAGAAUGAUAAAAUCUCCCCUGGGAUGAUGAUGAUCGUUUACUACCACUACUACUAUCAGUAACGGGUUGCAAUCUCUCACGUCGCGAUCUCACCGGCCUCUCCAGCGUGGAUUAUAUCAAAGUUGUUGGGAGAUCACGUCGGUGGCGGCUCAGCAGUUGAAAUCAUUCGCGUUUUAUACUUUGUGGUGUUCAGUUGUGUACUUCACUUUUUUCUUGUUAAUAUUUUAGGCGUCAGAUAGUGUUCAAGGGGCAAACAUGAAGGUGCUAAUUGCUUUGGCGCUCCUCGGAUGUUCCUCACUGGUCAAAGCUGACCAACCAAAGAAGGCAAUUGCUUUUCUGCAAGGUACUUCCGGUGUGACAGGUAAUAUUACUCUCUCACAACCAUCCUGCACCGAACCAGUGUUCAUAGAGGUUACCGUAUUCGGCCUCACGCCCGGCAAGCACGGGUUCCACAUUCACGAGAAAGGAGAUUUAAACGACGGCUGCGCCAGCACUGGUGGACAUUAUAACCCGGAUAAGGUAACGCACGGAGCUCCCAACGAUCAGGUGCGUCAUGUAGGUGACUUGGGCAACAUUGUGGCCGAUGAAAAUGGGCUCGCAAAGACGUCAUUCUCUGACACUGUUGUCUCGCUUUACGGCAGUCGUAGUGUCCUCGGACGGGCUUUUGUCGUACAUGCUGGUGUUGACGAUUUCGGGAAAACGAAUCACCCAGAUUCGCUGAAGACUGGCAACGCCGGGGGACGCGUUGUGUGCGGAGUUAUCGGAGUCCUGUUCCUGUCCGAUGAACCGGAGCAACCAUGCAGCAGUGGCACACCAACGGUUUUACCAGCCCUAAUAUGCCUAUUAAUAACUUUCUUUGCCGUUCGGGUGCUUGGAAACUAAUUCUUUGCGCAAAACUACCAUUAAUCCUGAAAGCUAGUGUCUUUUAGUUCGGGCGGUGCAGCCAUUAGAAUGAAUGACAGGUGGUUCAUUGAACUGUAUGAUUACCAAAAUUCUACUACGACCACUUGAGAUGUAUAUGCGACACUACCAGUAGCACCUGAAAAUGAAAGCCAAAUAAGUGGUUUUUCGCGUGAGAAAAACUUUUUGGUCUUUCUUUGUAUUUUAUGUACAUAUAUCUGCACGCAAACAAACCUGAUGCUCGUUACCUUAUUUAUUAAGUUUAUAUAUAUAUAUUUUCUAACUUGCUAAGAAUUAAUGGGAGGCCUUUGUUUUCGGUGUGUCUUUGUGUAUUUAUUCAAUGCAGCAUUCUGUUGGUUGCACAGCAAUAGAUAGCGAGACCCAUUCAAUUAACCCUGAAAAUAGUCAAGGCUAGCAACUCACUCAGAUAACAGAAUUUAAAUAAUUCUAAUAUGAAAACUUAAUAAAGACGACAAAGGUUCA